This is a messenger RNA of Lipotes vexillifer (Yangtze River dolphin), 705 nucleotides long. RefSeq names its product zinc finger with KRAB and SCAN domains 5 (gene ZKSCAN5). The transcript is spliced from 3 exons. Bases 1 to 705 code for a protein of 234 amino acids. Lineage: Eukaryota; Metazoa; Chordata; Mammalia; Artiodactyla; Lipotidae. The record is from RefSeq and is a predicted model, not a curated record.
AUGACAGGAUCUGGGGAAGUUAUAGACUUAGACCCUCCCGCGGAGACUUCACCAGAGCAAGAAGACCUUCUGAUAGUGAAGGUGGAAGAAGAAGAUUGCACCUGGAUGAGGGAGUACAAUCCGCCCGUGUUUGAGACUUUCUACCAGCGCUUCAAGCACUUCCAGUACCAUGAAGCGUCAGGCCCCCGGGAGGCCCUUAGCCAGCUCCGGGUGCUCUGCUGUGAGUGGCUGCGGCCCGAGCUGCACACCAAGGAGCAGAUCCUGGAGCUGCUGGUGCUGGAGCAGUUCCUGACCAUCCUGCCUGAAGAGUUCCAGACCUGGGUGAGAGAACAUCACCCGGAAAACGGAGAAGAGGCUGUGGCCGUGGUAGAAAAUAUAGAAAGAGAACUAGAGGAACGCAGACAACAGGUUGUGGCGUGUGCUGAAGUGCUUCCUCCGAAGGUUGUGCCGCCUGGAGCCGGGCCCGAGUCCUUCAGUCACCAGCUCCUGCCCGUGGACCCACAGCCUGAACACGAGCCGCAGAGGCCUCAUCUUCGGGAGGAAAAUGGUGAGGAUCUGGGCUUCAGUGGAACGGAUGUGGGUUCCCUGGCCGUGUGGCAAGAUGGGAUGGUCCAGAAUCUUGUUGCAAAAUAUUACGUGAUGAAGUCCUUCCUGUUGAAUGAUCGGAUAAGGUGUCAUAGCUCCUUUUUGGAAUUAGAAAUGUAG